This is a messenger RNA of Cynocephalus volans (Philippine flying lemur), 2247 nucleotides long. Its product is annotated as A disintegrin and metallopeptidase domain 3-like. Lineage: Eukaryota; Metazoa; Chordata; Mammalia; Dermoptera; Cynocephalidae. Gene Ontology annotation, cellular component: plasma membrane. Gene Ontology annotation, biological process: cell adhesion; male gonad development; binding of sperm to zona pellucida. Gene Ontology annotation, molecular function: metalloendopeptidase activity. The transcript has 17 exons. The record is from RefSeq and is a predicted model, not a curated record.
AUGGCUGAUAAAAGACUCAUGGAAUGGAGAGCAUUUUCCCUGGCUAUUCUUCAGCUACUGGAUGUCAGUGUGCAUCACUGUAUCUCUGAUGGAAGUAAGGAUAAAACCAAUACAUUUACUUACAAAUCAUUUAUGAACAUAUCUUUCUAUACUUCCUUUUAGGGUCAUUGCUUUUAUCGAGGAUAUGCUGCAGAAAUUCCAAAAUCAAUUGUGACACUAAACAUUUGCUCUGGACUCAGAGGAUUGUUGCAGUUCGAGAGUAUCAGUUAUGGAAUUGAACCAUUGGAAACUUCAUCAACAUAUGAGCAUAUGCUUUAUCAAAUAAAGGAUAAUAAAAUCAAUCAUUCCCUCUUACAAGAAAAUUAUCCUAUGACUCAGUACGCAGAUCAGUCCGACAGGAUUCUUGUCAAAUCAGAAAAAAAUGCAGAUGCACUAUUGAAAAGAACUCUGAAAAUACAAAUCAUUGUGGAUAAAGGAAUGUACGACUACAUGGGCUCUGAGGUGGCAGUUGCGGCUGAGAAAGUUGUCCAUAUCUUUGGGCUUAUCAACACUAUGUUUUCCCAGCUCAACGUGACUGUUAUGCUAUCUUCCUUGGAGCUCUGGUCAGAUCAAAAUAAGAUUUCAACGAAUGGGGAUGCUGAUGAAGUACUGCAAAGAUUUUUGUUAUGGAAACGAAAAUUUUUGUUUCAGAGGUCCCAUGACAUGGCCUACUUACUAGUUUAUAGGGACCAUCCUAAUUAUGUGGGAGUAACAUAUCAUGGAAUGGCAUGCGAUCCAAAGUUUGCUGCAGGAGUUGCUCUGUAUCCAAAGACAAUAACUUUAGAGGCAUUUUCAGUUGUUAUGGUUCAGUUGCUUGGAAUUAAUCUGGGAUUAACCUAUGAUGACAUCUACAACUGUUACUGUCUGGGAACUACAUGCAUAAUGAAUCCUGAAGCAAUACAAUCUCGUGGAGUAAAGUUUUUUAGCAGCUGCAGCAUAGAUGGAUUUAAGCAGGUAAUUUCACAGCCUGAACUUGAGUGUCUUCAGAAUCAACCAGUUUCAAAAGUGACUUAUCAAGGAAAAAGUCCACUUUGUGGCAAUAGAAUUGUGGAAUCUAAUGAGCAAUGUGACUGUGGCCCACCAAAGGAAUGCUCUCAUAAAAAAUGCUGUAAUCCUGUAGAAUGUACUCUGAUUGGAUUUGCAGAGUGUGGCACUGGGACAUGCUGUGAUAGAAACACUUGUAAGAUUGGUGUAAGAGGACGUUUAUGUAGAAAAAGCCAAGAUCUGUGUGAUCUGCCAGAAUAUUGCAAUGGAACAUCUGAGUUCUGUGUGCCUGAUGUGAAAACUGCUGAUUUAGAACUAUGCAAUAAUGACACCGCCUAUUGCUAUGGUGGAAUAUGCCAAGAGCCUGAUAAACAGUGUGUAGAGUUAUUUGGAAAAUUUGCUAAGGUUUCUUCUUAUCUGUGUGGACAAGAAAUAAAUUUUCUAAAUGACAAAUUUGGAAACUGUAAUCAACGUUGUGAUUUUAGGCAUAUUCUUUGUGGGAAGAUUGUUUGUCACUGGACACAUUCAGUGUUAAUACCAAUUGUAAAUUAUGAUUUACAAUAUACUUUCAUGGGAGGUCAAGUUUGUGUGUCUGCACAUUUAAGAAAUACUUCGAAAAAGGAUAUUACCUAUACAAAUGAUGGUACUAUGUGUGGUAAAGGAAAGUUUUGUAAGAAGAAACAAUGCUUGGCUGUGGAAGGACACAAAAACCUAACGUUGUGUGACUCAAAAGUAAAAUGCCAAGGGCAUGGGGUUUGCAACGAUCACUUUAAUUGCCACUGUGAUGUUGGGUACUCUCCUCCAACUUGUGAACCGGCCCCCUCAUCACCAGGAGGAAGUAUUGAUGAUGGGUACUGGGUUGCAACAGGUUGAAGUCCAUCCUUGCUUGUAAAACAACAAGCUGCUCCUCGAAAAAAUGGCCUUUUGAUCAGUUUCUACAUUUUUCUACCUUUCCUCAUUUUAACUGCCAUCGUUGCUCUUAAAUGGAAUAAAAUGAAGGGAAUUUGGAGUAGAGUGGGAACAGUAAGCAGUGAUAUUAUUCACGAUAGCCGAGACAUGGGAACAACACAAGUUCCCAUCGAAAGACAAAAAAAUGUGAUGCAAACACGCUACGGGAAAAAUGAGGGAAAUCUCACCAUUUGCACAUGGAUGGACCUGGAGGACAUUAUGCUAAGGGAACAAGCUCGUCACGGAGGGGCAAAUACUGCAAUUCCACUGACAUGA